Messenger RNA from Trichoplusia ni (cabbage looper), 1135 nucleotides. Its product is annotated as antitrypsin-like. Bases 398 to 1063 code for a protein of 221 amino acids. The transcript is spliced from 8 exons. Gene Ontology annotation, molecular function: serine-type endopeptidase inhibitor activity. The record is from RefSeq and is a predicted model, not a curated record. Lineage: Eukaryota; Metazoa; Arthropoda; Insecta; Lepidoptera; Noctuidae.
GCAAUUAGCAACAAGCUCGCCAAACGACAACAUAAUAUUAUCAGGAACAUCUGUUGUCAUAGCUUUGGCCCAACUAGCUCUUUUCACAACAGGAUUAGUAUUGGAACAGCUUCUGAAAUUCAUCAACUUGCAAAAUAAGGAUGAGAUUCGCGCUGUUUUCCCUGCAUUAAUCAAGAGCUAUCAAAACCAAAGUAAUGUGGAAUUUACGGCAGUUUCAAAAUAUUACGCUAAUAAGGAUUAUCCUUUGAGUGAUUAUUUCAAACAAGAGUCCAAGAAAAUAUUCAAGUCUACUGGAGAAAAUCUUAAUUUCGACUUAGCUGAUGAGGCUGCCAAAAUUAUAAAUAAAUGGGUUGACGAUAAUACAAAUGGUAAGAUUCAAGACUUGGUGAAACCAGACAUGUUUAGUGAUGACACCCGACUGGUUUUCGUCAAUGCAAUUUAUUUCAUGGGUAACUGGGUAUAUCAGUUUAAUCCAAACAAUACUGAAAAGAAAGAGUUUUACAAAAGCAAUGGCGAAACGGUGACCGUAGAAAUGAUGUACCAAAAGAACCGAUUCGACUACACCGAAAACGACCAGUAUCAGGCAAUAAAAUUGCGAUACAAAGGAAAUGCAUUCAGUUGCAUAGUUGUUCUUCCAAGGAAGAGGGAUGGCUUAUUAAACACAAUUAAGACUCUACAGAACCCUAAAGAGUUUAAUAACAUGAUUAAAAAUCUUCAAAGACAAGAAGUUGAAGUUAGCAUUCCGAAAAUGUUAAUAAAAACAGAAAUGAAUAUUGCUGAAAUGCUUCAAAAGGACAAUGUAACAGCUAUGUUCGAUCCAAAUAAUAAGGACUUCGAUGGUAUAUUGGAAAAGAAAGAAGAUAUUUAUGUAUCUGCAGCUAUACAGCAAGCAUAUUUAUCAUUUAAUGAAAUAGGAUCUGAAGCUGCAGCCGCUACAGCUGUCGUUAUAAACACAAGAUCUCUUAAGCCUUUGCCAACUGCAGUAUUCAACGCCAACCGUCCUUACAUAUUCUACAUCAUGUUUGAAGACACAGUUUUAUUCUGUGGAUAUUUUGUUAAAUAAGCAAUUAUUUUUGGCGUUACAUCAGCAAUGUUACCUCCUCCAAAACCCGUUAUAUUUUAUGCUAAUCGGCCU